ACUUUAACACUACUCUCAUAUCCCCAUUUUGAAAUCAAAAUUAAGAGAAUUAAUAAUGGCUCGUUCUCAUCUCAAGAACACCAUUAUUUUCUCCAUAUGCAUUCUACUUAUUUUCUUGCAUACACCAAAAACCCUAUCUUACAAUAAUUUUCAAGACGAAGAAUUAGAUGAUGAUGAUCAAGAAUUAUAUGUUCUUGACAAUCCGAUACCAAAUUUCAUUACACGAAGUAGAUUCCUAGCUUCUGUUUCGGUUAUACGAAAAGGUAGGAGUUGUAAUGCUACUUCUAACAACAUUUGCAAUGGAGUUUCUGCCAACAAGGGGACUAGUUUGCUCUAUUGUUGCAAGAAACAUUGCAGAAAUGUCCUCGGAGAUAAGAAUAAUUGCGGCCGGUGUGGUAAUAAGUGCAAAUUUGGAGAAUUUUGCUGCAAUAAGAGUUGUGUUAGUGUUUCUUCUAAUGUUGAUCAUUGUGGCAAAUGCAAUCGUAAAUGUGUGAAUGGAGUUCCUUGCAACUAUGGUUCGUGUGGGUAUGCGUAGUUAAAUUAUGAGAAAAUUACUAUUAUCCGGUUAGGUCGGAAUUAUUAUUUUCUCCGAGAUUUUAAAAAUUUUAUCUUUAUUUUUCUGAUUUUUAGGUAUUAGAUAACUGAAAUUCUUCUUUUAAGAUAAUUUCAGUUAAAUGAAACUGAAAUAUUAGAGGCAAGCAUUAUUUUUCAAAAAAUUGGAGAAAAAAAAUAAUUUAAACCUAAUUAUAAGGAGGCGCUAAUAAUUAUCUCUUAAAUUAAUUUGUUCGAGGGAUUGAUGUGAGUUUUACACCAAUCGACCGGAGUCUUCAAAGACUUAACUUUUGAGUUCGAGUCUAUCAAUCGGAGCGAAUUUAUCAAAAAAAAGAAGAAAGCUUAAGAGGAUUAAUUAAAUUAAUAGUUGUUAGAGAUUAAUUGGUUUAGUUAAAUAAUUUAUGGUCCAUAUUUUUCCAAGGGAGAGAGUGAUUAUUGUGCAUGUUUUUGUAUUUAAAAAGGUCUUGAGGGUUUUAUUUAUUUCCUAAUAUGAAGUAUACAUGAACAAAUUGAUUUGUGUCAUUAAUAAAGUACAAUAUUUAAUUUCUUU
Molecule: messenger RNA, 1102 nt
Organism: Mercurialis annua (annual mercury)
Lineage: Eukaryota; Viridiplantae; Streptophyta; Magnoliopsida; Malpighiales; Euphorbiaceae
Product: protein GRIM REAPER
Exons: 1
Coding region: 56-535 (159 amino acids)
Source: RefSeq, a predicted model, not a curated record